Molecule: messenger RNA, 1029 nt
Organism: Ramularia collo-cygni
Lineage: Eukaryota; Fungi; Ascomycota; Dothideomycetes; Mycosphaerellales; Mycosphaerellaceae
Exons: 1
Coding region: 1-1029 (342 amino acids)
Source: RefSeq, a predicted model, not a curated record
AUGGAGGGUUCAAUCGAGAAUCCUGUGCUCGAAAGCACUGUGCUACUCGAACAGAACGAUCCGAUAGUGCCGACCAGUGCUUCCUCAAAAGUCCUCAACACCACAGAGCUCCUCGAACAUAUCAUGGCCUACUUGCCCAUGAACGGCAUCACUGAGGCCCGGCAAGUCAACCGCUUCUUCCGCAUUGUUGUCGACACAUCGAAGCCGCUACGUCGACCCAUGAUUCGGGUCUUCGGCCACGGAAAGCUGCUUGAGCAUAUCUUAAGCCAGAACUUGUCAGCCGCCGAGGUCACUCGCGCUCGCCGUGUGUGCCAAUUCUUUGGCGCCACCAUCGAUUCAUCGAGGACCUUGCGUAAAGUCAUGUUUCUCGAGCCCGAGAGACUGUCCGAAACGCUCACCUUGGAAAUGUUUACAAAUCAAUUGACAGUCACCAAGCUUCACCCAUUCAUCAACCGGAUGGGUAUUACCGAACUUGACCUUCAACACGCAGAGACCUUUGCUAUCAGUCCGAACUUCUCGCCUUGGAAGUUGGCAACUUGGCGGUCUAUGCUUGUUUGUCAGCCACCUUGCGACGGUUUCAAGGUAUACUAUCUCGAGACGGGAAGUCACGUGAGUGAGAUACGCGAGGUCAAGGGCAACACACUUGGGGCCCUGCUGGAAGACGUUGAAUCGCGACCCACAGACACGCGUCUGAUCGGGCUAUGCAUUUCUGGUUUUAUACUCGAAAGUCAUCCGAUGGUCGCGGCCGAACGCCAUCGAGCCGCUCAAAUGGCGGCGAGGAAGCGUCGAGAGGAUCGACGGGCGGCGUGGCAGCUCGCACGAGACGCAAAUGAGGCAGGGAGACUGCGCAAGGAGGCGGAGAGGCAGCUCAAGCAAGCUACUCGGGAGGCGAAGAGGCAAUACAGAGAGGCUGAGAUGAAGCGGAUGCAGCACGCACGGGAAACAAACAGAGCGUCUAGGGUAUGUGCUAAGGAGCGGAGGCUGGCGAGGAGAUUGGCGGCACGCGGCGAUGACAUGUGCGGUCAAUGA